GGCUGCAGUGGGAGAGAGAGGAAACUGCACUUUGAAGCAGGGGAUGCCCUGCUGGCACUAUGUAUUGAAUCCACCACCAGCACGUUCCUUCUCUCUCCUUUUUGGCAGUUUGCCAUCUCUCAAGGGUUGGGUUCCCUAUACAGAUGAAUGACUCAGAUCACUUGCUAUUUCACCAUUCGUUUCAAGGAUGCAUGCAGUUUAUUCAUGUGGAUGAUCAGCUGGUGGAUUUGCAAGCAGUAGAGCAAGGCCAGCUGGGAAGCUUUGCCAAUGUCAGCAUUGACAUGUGUGCCAUUAUUGACAGGUGUGUGCCCAAUCACUGUGAACACGGUGGCAAAUGCACCCAGACGUGGGACAGCUUCAAGUGCACUUGUGAUGGAACUGGAUACAGCGGGACAACUUGUCAUAACUCUAUUUAUGAGCUCUCCUGUGAAGCAUACAAACACUUGGGCAAAACAUCAAAUUACUACUGGAUAGAUCCAGAUGGCAGUGGAGCACUGGGACCUUUGAAAGUUUACUGCAACAUAACAGAGGAUAAGGUAUGGACAACUGUCUACCAUGAUCUACAAAUGCAGACGUCCGUUGGAGGCAACAGUCUAGAGAAAGUAUCUGUGCUGCAGCUAAACUACAGUGCAACGAUGGACCAGAUUUCUGCCAUUACGGGUAGUGCUGAAUACUGUGAGCAGUUUAUCUCGUAUUCUUGCAAGAUGUCCCGGCUGCUGAAUACACCAGAAGGGAAUCCAUAUACCUGGUGGGUUGGAAAAGCCAAUGAGAAGCAUUACUAUUGGGGCGGAUCAGGACCUGGUAUUCAGAAAUGUGCCUGUGGAAUUGAACGCAACUGUACUGAUCCCAAGUACUACUGCAACUGUGAUGCUGAUUAUAAACAAUGGAGAAAAGACACUGGGAUGCUGUCAUACAAAGACCACCUACCAGUGAGUCAGAUAGUGGUUGGAGAUGUUGACCGGCCUGGGUCUGAAGCGAAGAUAUCUGUGGGUCCUGUGCGUUGCCAAGGAGAUCGGAACUACUGGAAUGCAGCUUCCUUCAUCACAUCAUCAUCCUACCUUCAUUUCUCCACCUUCCAAGGGGAAACCAGUGCGGAUAUCUCUUUCUAUUUCAAAACAUCAGCUUCAGAGGGAGUGUUUCUUGAGAACCUGGGGAACACUGACUUUAUCAAACUGGAGCUGAAAUCUGCUACAGAGGUUUCCUUUUCAUUUGAUGUUGGAAACGGACCUGUGGAAAUAAUUGUCCGGUCUCCCAGUCAGCUGAAUGAUGACCAGUGGCAUCGGGUCAGCGCAGAGAGGAAUGUCAAACAGGCCAGCCUGCAGGUAGAUCAAUUGCCUCCGGAAGUCCGGAAAGCACCAACGGAAGGACACACACGACUGGAAUUAUACAGCCAGCUCUAUGUGGGUGCUGCAGGGGGCCAGCAGGGCUUCCUAGGUUGCAUUCGUUCAUUAAGGAUGAAUGGGAUUACACUGGACUUGGAAGAGAGAGCAAAAGUCACUCUAGGGGUGAAGCCUGGCUGCUCAGGCCACUGCACAAGCUAUGGGAUGUACUGUGCCAACGGCGGCAAGUGUGUUGAGAAAUACAAUGGCUACUCCUGUGACUGCUCCAAAACAGCAUAUGACGGACCAUUUUGCAUUAAAGAUGUUGGAGCAUUUUUUGAAGAGGGAAUGUGGCUUCGUUACAACUUCCAUUCUCCAGGGACUAGCAUGAAGGAUUUAGUUAGCCGAACACUCUUGAGUUCUACAGAUCCUGAGAUUACAGCAAUCAACAAUAACUUGAAUAAAGAAGAACUCAGCUUCAGCUUUAGUACCACCAAGUCCCCUUGUGUUCUUUUGUAUAUCAGUUCCUAUACCCAGGACUUCAUGGCGGUGCUUGUCAAGCCAUCUGGGAAUCUGCAAAUUCGGUACAGCCUAGGAGGUACCAAGGAGCCAUAUAACAUUGACGUUGACCACAGAAACAUGGCAAACGGACAGCCCCAUACUGUUAACAUCACGCGGAACGAACGGGACAUAAUACUACAGAUUGAUCACUAUCCUCCAGCAAGUUACAGCCUGCCAGCAGCAUCUGACAUUCAGUUCAAUUCCCCAAAGGCACUCUUCCUAGGAAAAGUCAUAGAAAUUGGGAAGAUCGACCAAGAUAUAUAUAAAUACAACACACCAGGAUUCACUGGUUGCCUAUCAAGAGUACAGUUCAACCAGAUUGCUCCUCUCAAAGCAGCUUUGAGAUCUACAAAUACCUCUUCUCACGUCCACAUUCAAGGAGAACUGGUGGAAUCCAACUGUGGAGCAUCACCACUGACAAUCCCACCAAUGUCUGCUGCAACUGACCCAUGGCACUUAGAUUCAGCCAGUGCUGAUUUCCCAUACAAUGGUCAAGCUAUAGGAGAUGGAGUCAACAGAAACUCUGCUAUUAUUGGAGGUGUCAUCGCUGUGGUGAUCUUCACCAUCCUCUGCACUUUAGUGUUCCUGAUCCGCUACAUGUUUCGCCACAAGGGAACCUACCAUACCAAUGAGGCCAAAGGAGCAGAGUCAGCUGAAAGUGCCGAUGCUGCCAUCAUGAACAAUGACCCCAACUUUACGGAGACCAUCGACGAGAGCAAGAAGGAAUGGCUUAUCUAAGCCCGUAGGGAGGGAACCUGGGAUGGGAUACAAGCUGGGCCAGGGUGGGACUGGAAUGACUCUUGCAGUAGGGAGACAACAUUCUGCAUUGGAUGCUUGAGCACACAUAUGGUGAAAAGAUCAGCACAACUAGAGGAGCAAGUGACAGAAAAAAUCACUGAGACUGGAGGAGAAAAAUAUCACAAGCAUUUAAGAAAAAUACUUUUAAACAUUUAUUUACACUGAAUUGCCCUUCUGUACUCAAACAACUGUAACAAAGAACAGUUUUGCAGCUUCAGCAUUGGUUAAAAUUUUCAGUAAUAACAACCUUUUUCUGUGUGUGUUUAGAGGUAUUCUAAAGAACAAGAAAUGGGGCCUUUUUUUUUUUUACACUUUUUAAAAGUUGUUUAAAGCGGAGGUAGUUCUGUCCUGAGAACAAGUGGCAGAAUUUUGUUUUCAUGUUGUGUUCAUUCAUAUCUGGCCACUUCCCCACAGGCUGCUAUCAGCCCUGCACCUUCACUGUGUCAUGGUUCAUUUUGGUGGUGUUUAAACAGAUGUUCAGAGCUGGGGGCAGAACCGAAGGGUGAGGGAGACUGCUUAAUGCAACUAAACCUUGCCAGUUUUUCAAAAUGUCAUUAGCUCUUGCCAACACUGGCAGGAUUCAUCUUUUUUGACACAGAUACUUUGUUGAUUCUGUACAAUUCUCAUCAGCAAUGUAAAAAUAUUGUUAUUAUGACUUCUACUACUACUACUGCUACUACUUCUACCAGAGAGAAUGAUCAUAAAGCACAGAAAUCUUAUUUUUUAUUAUUUUUGUGAACUCUGAGGGAGGAUGGUGCUGUGCAAGUCUGUAGACCUGUUCUUGUGUCUUUGGUUUGGGCACUGGUGACCAAGGCAUAUGCCAGUCUAAAUUCAGCUCUGCCUAUGAUAUGCUAAUGUGUAUAUCCUGGACUUAGGCAUAAGCAUUGUAGUAGGAAAUUACAGCCAAACUUCAUUUGCUUCUGUUUCUUUUUUAUAGGCUGUCACAGAAAUAUUAAUUAGUACAGUUCUAGUCAAUGUAUUUAAACUCAAGGACUUCAUGAUACUUUUUACAGCUUUAGCAUAACAAUUCAUACUUUAAGUCUUUUUUUUUUUUUUUUGUUGCCUUCUGAAGAAAGCCUCUGCUGACAGCAUUUCCACAGGCAGAAAGAUGAAGCAACAAAAACGUGAAAGCUCUGCCUUGAGAGCACGUGAAAAACACACGGUGCUAGAAAAGACAUACUUUUCAGUAUGCAGAUUUACCUGAACUAUUACUUAUCUAAGGCAUUUUUAGGAAUGGCAAGGACAGUGCCAAGUGCAUCAUUUUACCCCAUGUCCCCUCUUAGACCAGGGAAGUUGCAGAUCCCACUUGAGAAGCAGGCCAGUAGCUGUAGGAAAGGCAAGGAGGCAGCCUGAAGACCUUGUACCCUUUGAUGGCAACAAAGAAGGUGUAGCUUCCCCUCUGCAGAUAUCCAUGGUUCUCCAGGUCUGGUUUCACAGAAAUUUAGGGCCUUAAUGGGCAGUUUUUGCAGUAGAACAGAGCAAAGGAGUGAAUGUAUUGCAAAACAUUUCUUAUGUGCUAGAAGAACAGAGGCAGCACCAAGAGUUUCCUUUUAAAAGUAUUUAUGCUUGUGACAGUCUCAGAUUUGCUUUAUCUUUUAAUAUUGCUGGGUUUAGUAUGUGAAUAUUUAAUCCAUUUUUUCUUUAUAAGAAGGAUUUAUUUUUCAAAUCCAAAUCUGAAAUAUACUACACUGACCAGUGCUGGCAUCUCUAAUUUCCUUAUUUUUUUGACUGUAUUUUUGUUAUCACAGAUAAUGCUUUAAAAUUUAAUUUAAAAAAAAAAUCACAGAGAGGGAGGAAAAUAUUUAGUUUUACCUGACAAGAAAAUCAGAAGCACAAUUUAACAGCCAGACAGGGCCAGAUAGUUUGAUUUAAGGAUGAUAGUAUAAAGUCAUCUGGUGGAGUCAUUGAAUAUGAUUCAGACCAAAUCAAAUCCAUUGAUUUCUUCCUGCUCAUGGAUUUGGAAUUAGCAUACAAAAAGUUUCAAACAAGAUUUACUAUUUCUCAGGUAAUACUGUGUGGCAGAGGUAUUCAGGUAAACAUGAAAGCUACCUCUGUCAUUCUUGUGCUCUACAGUCUUUUGCCUUGCCUCCAGUAUCAGCAUUUCCCUCUCUUGUGCUUAAUUAAGUAGAUGAGUCCCUGAUCAUGUUUACUUGUGGGCAUAAGAUAAAUCUCUAACCCUCUGGAGAAUAUCAGCCUGGGAUGACUCUAGCCUACACCACUAACUAUUCAGCAAAAAUACUUUGGUUGUUCCAAGUUGCAAUUGCAGAUGACUUUCUGUAAUUGAAAAGGUGUUCACUUUUCUAUAUGAUAUUCUAUAUUUGAUUUUAAUUGUACUUUAGUCCACUCUGAAAAACACCCUUGCCUACAACUUCAAGUUAUCAAGAGAAGUGAAUACAGCAUCAUUUGCAUAGACUGGAAUUUAGUUUGCAGCAAAAAGUUACUAAUCUGAACUUAAUGUCUGUGACGGGGAUCGGACUCAUGUAUACUGAGAAGCUGGAAUCCUCUGAUGCUAGAGGACAAAGUAGCCAAAUGCCUUAGCAUUCAGAGGAGAAAGAUGGCUGUGCCUAACCCAGUCCUUGGCCAAGCUAGGAACACUUGCUGAACUAUGAUAAUGGGGUCUGUGGCAUCUAUUCACUGACUUUCCAAAAGAUUUCCAGCUUAUCUCUCACAACCCUGCAAGCAAGAAUUUCUGGAAAACAACCUUUGACUAUUGCACAUGCAAUAGUUGUAAAUUCAUGACUUAAAUUUGGAAAGACAGGAUUUACAUUUCUUAAAUUAAGUUGCAUGCAUCUUCAUCUCUCCAUUGACUGGACACCAUGUUUCUCAUUAUGUAAAGUUCAUUAAUGCUGUGUUAAAAUGUUGAUGGUCUAUUUUCCAGAUACAAUUGCUUUCAUAACUUUAGAAAUUUUCUGAAUUAUUAGAAUCCUGCCUCUAAUAAUGGAUCUUAAGACAUGAAAUUUUAGACUAUCAUCUGUUCUCCGUGUAGUCUUUUCAUGACUAGGUGAAUUCCUGUCUGUCUGUCUUGCAUUUCAUUUCUGAAAAUAUAGUAAGCUUAAUAAUAGGUACUGGCCUACUUUCUGAGCAGGCUCAGAAAAGUAGCUUGCGUAUUUUUGCUAACACCACACUAUUUUGAGAAUUUCUUCCCCUGUGGGCCUAUUAUUGGAAGUUGCAACAUCAUCCAUAGUUUAUUUCACCCAUUUUUAUUUGUGCUAAUGUUGUUUGAGAGGUGCUUUCCAAGUGCCUGCAAUGGGAAAAUCUGAUGGAGAGUAGAAUGGACCCUGCUGUUAUAAGAAUCUGUACUCUCCCCCAGAGAAGACUAAACUAAGUAGUCUUGCAUCACCUGCUUGUAGCUGCUUCACCUAUUUGAACUGCAUAGGAAAAUGUUGUUUCUUGCACUGAUUGAGCAACCAAAGUGCUCCAGAUGUGUUUCCGAAAAGGUUGUUCUGAUUCCCCUGGAAUCAAUGGCAAAACUGCCAACAGCUGUGGGAGUGCAAGACUGGGCUGAAGACCAGAAACCUCUGUGUUAGCAGCUUUUGGAUCCUGAUUCACAACAUGCACAGACCACAGGGAAAUUAGUUGUGGAACUCCAAAGAGCCAAAAUGAUAAAAAACUAAUCAGCUCAGCUUUGAGGGGAAAUCUACAAUCUAAUCUGUUGGUUUUGAAUCAAGUCUUUCACACAUUGCUUAUUCCAUGUUUAUUAAUUGAAGAUUCAAGUGUGUUAACAUAGGAAUAUGCAUUGGUACUGGAACACUUCUACGCUGUAUUUUUCUUGUCUUAAAACUUACCUUUACCUUUUAUAUUUCCUGUAGCAGUUAACACUUCAAACAUGAUAGUAUUUUAGUAUCAUGCUCUAGCUAGCAUGAUUUAUGUCAAAGGAUGGUUAUCAUAAAUAUUUUACUAAGAUUGCCAGAGUGAUGGUGUAUAUGUACAAGUUUACUGUAGUGAUAAGAAUUUGUUUUAAGAAGAGUCUAGUAAAUAAUUAUGUUUUAAUUAAAACUAUGUCCCUUAAUGGCAGAUACAUCUAAUUUCCAGGAUAUCUGUUGAAAUGGGAAGCUAUCUCAGUUUGAUAAGCAAUAGCGUUUGACAUGGUUUCUCUCUUGAACCAUGUUACCUUCUGGCAAACAUGGUAACUCUGAAAGUUUAUCACCUUUGAACAACAGAACCUGUAUUUUGUUUAUCAGAUUUUAUUGCCUAUCCUAGAGAAACUAAACAGAAAUCUUGCCUUCUAAAAGCAACAGCAUGUAAAUUAGAAUGAAAGAAGACCAAUGUGUAUGUACACUUAAUAUCUUAAUUAUCUUAAUAUCUUCUUUGAGUGUCUUUCCUUUUAACUGAAGUUCUAUUAGAAAUGAUUGCUAAAUAAAAAAAAAAGAAAGAAAAAAAAAUAAGAAAGAAAGCAAUUCUAAGUAGUUUUAAUUAACCUAAAAGCUUUUUCAUUUAUCAUUGUCUAUAAUUUUUUCCUUCUCUACUACUGGCAAAUCAAUUUGAAAAAGGAUAAAAGCUGGAGAGGCCUCAUAAAAAAGACCCAAAGUAUAUGGGAAAAAAAAUGGACUUCACAGCACAGUUAUAUAUAAAGAGAGGGGGUACUGAAACCAGGGAUGAAUUAUUAAAAUGUGUGCACGUUCCUUGUGUAUCAGACAGCUCUGACUGUGUGUUACAGAUGAGAAUCCUGAGCAGGGUAAAUCUGUACCUGUUGAAGUGAGCUGAGUCUGCACACAGAGCUUUUAUGGAAUCAAAAUGACUGAGCUUUUUCUCUUUCUGAUUCCUUUGAUAGCAGCAAGCAGUCUAGUGCCACUUCUGCUAGUGUUUGUUACUGCAAAUUCAGUGGCAUUGCCAGCUUCACAAGAGCUGCAUACUAAAAAUGAUGGGGCGUGGUUUGUUUGCCUUCCUGUUCCACCAUAACUGUUCUUUCCUUUAUGAAUGUGAGCCUUUUAUUGAAGUCAUCAAGAAAAAUGUGCAUCCAGUUCAAUAGACUUGCAUGUUUCUUUUAAUAAACUACCUUUAUCAGGCUUUAAAUUUUUUAUGUGAAGCAUUUUAUAAAAGUGCUACAUUUAGUGCAUUUGAAUAAGAAUAUUCUAGGCAAAGAAGCAGAUGGUGCAACAACCUCCAGAAUCAAAGAGGUUGGGACUGUCCUAACCUGUUUCUUUUUCUGCAGUGUGAAUUGCCUUAACCCCAUUCCAAAGUCCUGGUCCUGUCCAAGACCUUAACCUGCUCUGUGGGAUGUAUAAUUAUGGCAAGGUCCAGUAAUGCCUUGUGACCAUGUUUUGACUGUUCAUUUGUACUACUGUUGAAACCUCUAGAAGGGGAUAGAGUCACACAUUCUAAAGGAGCGUUUGUUAUUUGUAUAGGAAAGUCCUAGAGGAAAAAGAAGGGAGUGAAGGUUUAAGCUUAAAGCCAUCCCGAUACUUGUGCACUGUGACACUGAGCAAAUUUGUUUCUUCUUGCUGUCACUGUGUGUGUUUCAGUGAGGCCAAAACCAUAUGGGCCUGAAGUAAGGCUAUUUUGGAUGUGAUGUCUACAGCUUUGGAGUAAUUGUUGCCCAUAUGACAUCAAAAUAUGAUGAAUAAAGAAGUUAUACCAAAUUGCUUCAAAUCCCUAAGCCUGCAGUGCUAGCAGAAUCCCUCAUUCUUGAAAUUAAGUGCAGUUUUGGAGAGAAACUCAGACCUUACCCUAAGUUCAUAUGGUACAUCAAGUGACAGCUGACUUGGACCUAGUUACCAAAAAGCAUUUAACAAUCUCUAACAAUUGUAAAUUAAGCAGACUUCUUGAAGUACUAUGCUCAAAAAAUCCUGAUUAGGGCCACCACUUAAGAACCAGAAAGAGAAGAGGCAGAUAUGUUUUUAAAAAAAAUCGCUUUGUGUUUAAAAAAAAAAAAAAAAAAGCUUCAGUAGAUUACUGCACAGAGAAUUGUUUCUUUUGACUACUUUUCCAUUUUCCAAAUAUUGUAUAGGAAAAGUUAAGAAAAUUUUCCAUAUGGUAUAAUAAAGCACAACCAGAACUGCUUCUGUGAAAAAGAAUUUAUGAUGAGGGUAUUCUGCAAAUAUUUUCAAAUCAAGUAACAAACUUAGUUAUGUCCUUUCUGUGAUGCAGCACCUUCUAAUAAUGUCUGUGUACGCUUCCACUGCUUCCACUGUUUUCUUGGGUUGUUUUUGGUUUGUUUUUGGUUUUUUUUUUAUUGUUUGUUUGUGUGUUUUUGGAAGAAAUUUCUGGAUAUGAAGCCCUUGAGUCAGCCAAAAAGCAAAUAACUUUAGGUGAAUCAAGUCAGGCUGAAGCAGGACACACACAGAAAAUCCCAGCCGAACAGCUCUCUGAGAGUUAAUCUUGGCUUAGGCUAGCAACGGAGUGAGUCAAGUUUGUGUACUUUUUUUUUUUCAAGCCAUGUACAUGUAUGUAAGGUAAAUAAAGUUGGCUGAGUAAAGACAAGAUAGUCAACCCCUUUAUGCUAAUGUUCAUUACCUAAGCUGUACAUCUUACAGUUAGUGUAUUACUAGAACAAACUGACCUUGGCACAGCCAAUAAACCAUUCACAAGCUGGCCCAAAAUCCAUUACUGUUUUGUCUUAAAAAUCUGUGUUAGUUACAUGUUUAAAAAUAAAUGUAUGGUUUGCCUUCAUAUAGCAUGGACUUUAUUGGGAGGACUGGACACUAUCAGCAGGUAAGAUUAUUUUUGUUACAAUGUAAGUGCCACCUGCAGAGCUUUUCUGUGUAACUUGCACUACCACCGCCUUUAAUCCUGGAACAUAAACUGCAACAAGGCCAUGGAUCAAAGAUGCACAUCCUGAAAGACAGUGUGAUGCUUUUGUUAAUGCUAGUAUGUAGACGGUCUCUGUAUGCAUCCAGCAUCUCCCUGUUUCCAAAGUUCUUGUCCACCACUGCAAGGUCAGUAUGGGAGGAACUUGGCUAACAGUUCUGGUUUGUUUCCAUCUCUUCCCCUGCUUCAGAAAUGCUUCUUCUCACUGAUAAAUUCAUCACCUUUUCCAGUCAGAAUAUGUAGUUCCUUCACAGCAACACUCACUGCUUUGACUAAGUUGAAGUCUCUCACCUCCCAACAUGUGGCUGUUUUACUGGGAAAGUUGUAUCACACUGAAUACCUGUCAUGUGCUAUGUUUGCAGCUGGUUUUAUCUGCUUAUAAUACUCAGUGGUUGAAAGUAGUAUUUUCUGCCAGCUGCAGCACUGUUGUAUAACUUGUUUGCAUUUGUUCCAAAAUUAUGUCACUAUCUGGCAAAGAGAGUCUAAAAACAAUGCACCUGCACCUCAUUCCAUUGAGCAUACUAUUUUUUUUGUUGUUUUUCAUAUUUUUCCCAAUAUGUAUAAAUACUAAAAUAAAUGCAUAGCAAAAUACAUUUUAAGGAAAAUAAAAAAAUGUAUUUUCCUUGGGGCCACUC
Messenger RNA from Numida meleagris (helmeted guineafowl), 10060 nucleotides. RefSeq names its product contactin associated protein-like 2 (gene CNTNAP2). Lineage: Eukaryota; Metazoa; Chordata; Aves; Galliformes; Numididae. The coding region runs from base 144 to 2618 and encodes 824 amino acids. The transcript has 16 exons. The record is from RefSeq and is a predicted model, not a curated record.